Ricinus communis (castor bean) is the source of this 874-nucleotide messenger RNA. Its product is annotated as universal stress protein PHOS32. The record is from RefSeq and is a predicted model, not a curated record. Lineage: Eukaryota; Viridiplantae; Streptophyta; Magnoliopsida; Malpighiales; Euphorbiaceae. Bases 139 to 651 code for a protein of 170 amino acids. The transcript is spliced from 4 exons.
CAAAAGACCAAACUCAAAGCUUUAUCUCCUUUUCUUGGUGCCAUUAUAUAAAAACUGGAAAAAGCUUUUUCCUUAUUUUCCCUUUUGUUGAUCUUGAAGAUUGCAGUACUUGUUUUUCCAUUCUGACUUGAAGAAAAGAUGGCAAAAGAUAGAAAUAUAGGUGUAGCAAUGGAUUUUUCCAAAGGAAGCAAGUUAGCUCUGAACUGGGCUAUUACUAAUCUGAUAGACAAUGGUGACACUCUCUAUAUCAUCCAUGUCAAGCCCCAGCAAGGAGACGAGUCUCGCCAUCUACUUUGGUCCGCUACUGGUUCACCCUUGAUUCCACUUGUGGAGUUCCGUGAACAAGAGGUUGCAAACAAGUAUGAGAUCAAACUUGAUCCUGAGGUUCUGGAUAUGUUAGACACAGUCUCUAGGCAGAAACAGGUUCUGCUAGUUAAUCAUGUUACUAUAGUGGCAAAGCUUUAUUGGGGAGAUGCAAGAGACAGAUUUUGUGAGGCAGUUGGACAUCUGAAGCUUGACUGUCUGGUAAUGGGUAGCAGAGGCCUUGGUACCAUAAAAAGGGUGCUUUUGGGAAGUGUGACAAAUUAUGUGAUGGCAACUGCAACAUGCCCUGUGACUGUUGUUAAAGAUUCAAGUCCACAUGGGUUCUGAUUGAAAUUCUGAAUCUCAUCUUGUAAAAGCGACCUAUGAUGUGUUUCUUGGGAUUUUAUUACUUGCUUGUGUUUAGUUAUGAGUGUUCAGGUUUUCUGCCCAAGUGCAUGGACUGCUAAGUCUUGUAUCCUUUACAAAGGUUUCAUGCCUUCUUGAUAUUUUGUUACUAUUUUAUGUUUUCAUAUUCAACACCUUUAUAUAAUACAGUUUAGCUGUUCAAGAA